UCUGCAGGUGCACUGGUCACGUGCCUCCAGUAUGAAACUGGGUUAUGCAACGGCAUCGCGCAUGCGCACCGGUCGUACACCCGCGCUUUCGCUGAUCCGCUGACAGCUUCAGCCAUUUUAUCAGAUUAAUCCGGACCGGGUCCUCCGCAUCAGGAUCGCGAUGCAGGUCUGACUGUUCAUGUGAUGCGAGGAUGCGCGCCGCGCGCGUUCACGACUCCAGGCAGUGAAAGUGACCCAAUGACCUGCUGACACACAGACACACACACACACAAUGGACACCUCUUUCAGCUUGAACACCUUGAAAAAGAUGGCAGCCGAGCCAGACUACACUGACGUGUCUCUGCCAGCAGUGGAACGAGUUCGUGCCUUAACUAAACUCAGCUGCAGGGUGGACGUGUGUGAUGAAGUCACACCGCGUUGUUAUUUCCGAUCUGGCGUGGAGAUGGAGCGCAUGGCCGCAGUGUACAUGGAUGAGGGGAGUCUGGAGAACGCCUAUGUGCUCUACAACAAGUUCAUCACUCUGUUUGUGGAAAAACUUCCAGCUCACAAACAUUACCGCCAGUGUUCGGUUCCAGAGAAACAUAUCAUCAUGAAGAAACUUCAGGAGGUUGCAUUUCCUCGUAAAGGUGAACUAAAAAAACGUCUGGAGGAAAAAUACGAUAAAGAGCACAAGGCGUUCCUGAGAGGUCAGUGUCAUUUGCAGAACGGUGUAUUGGCCGCGAAUGAGCAAAACCACCUGCAGGAGGUCAAAGGUCGGCUAUUGGCAGAAGAGCGUCAGAGGGUUGCAGUGCUGCGACAGAUGCAGAUCGAAUCGGAACAGUUUCGUUAUUUUGAAGAUCAACUGCGGCGUCAGGAACUAGCCAACCGAAAAGCAGAGGAGGCGGAGCCGCAGCCAAUCAAACCUGCCCCUUCACACACGAAGGCAGAUUCCAACAUAAAGAGAGCACCCCCCACUGUCAGUCAGGCAGCUGCUUCACUUACGCAAAUCCAUGCCCCAGUUGUCAGCGGUGCAGAGGAUUUACGGCGGGUUGUGGUUCCCAGAGACUUGAUCCAGCGCUUUCUCCGGCUGGCAGAGGUCAACACUGCCCGAGGACUGGAGACCUGUGGUGUCCUCUGUGGACGACUGCAACACGAUGAGUUGGUUCUGACCCAUUUGGUUGUACCGAAACAAACAUCAGGCCCGGAUUUCUGCGACAUGGAGAACGUGGAAGAGCUUUUCAAUUUCCAGGACCAGCAUAGCCUGCUGACAGUGGGCUGGAUCCAUACUCAUCCCACUCAGACGGCGUUCCUGUCCAGUGUGGACCUUCACACGCACUGUUCCUACCAGCUGAUGCUGCCCGAGGCGGUCGCCAUCGUAUGUGCUCCCAAACACAAUGACUCGACAGCAUUCAGGCUCUCCGCAUCAGGAAUGUCUGAAGUGUCAGGCUGCCGACUCAAAGGUUUCCACCCACACAGUAAAGACCCUGCCCCUUUUAUGGUUUGUAAGCAUGUGGAGGUGAGAGAGUCAAAGCUCAUGGUCCUCGACUUGCGAUGACGGGUAAGAGGGCCCAACAUCCAGACCUGCGAGGACACCUCAGGAUGAGCCCGGAGCAACAACCUUUAUAUCUCAUUUGUUUACUGACUUUUAUAUUUUUCACAUUUGGGAUUUUUACUUGUUUAUGAUUUUUGCUCAAAUGAUAAUAAAUUGAUGAUGCCUCA
Messenger RNA from Synchiropus splendidus (mandarinfish), 1698 nucleotides. RefSeq names its product STAM binding protein-like 1 (gene stambpl1). The transcript has 12 exons. Gene Ontology annotation, biological process: protein K63-linked deubiquitination. Gene Ontology annotation, molecular function: metal-dependent deubiquitinase activity; protein binding; K63-linked deubiquitinase activity. The coding region runs from base 272 to 1534 and encodes 420 amino acids. Gene Ontology annotation, cellular component: membrane; endosome. Lineage: Eukaryota; Metazoa; Chordata; Actinopteri; Syngnathiformes; Callionymidae. The record is from RefSeq and is a predicted model, not a curated record.